AUGCACAUGUGUCUCCUCCUCACCGUCUGGUUCCUCAUGUGUAUUUCCAGUUCGGUUCACCUGGUUCGAGCUCAAAACGGAACCGGAGCCACUACUCAUCCGGACGAAGCGCAAGCUUUGAACUCCAUCUUCGCGGCUUGGAAGAUCCAGGCGCCGAAGGAAUGGAACAUCAGCGGUGAACUUUGCUCAGGCGCCGCCAUCGACGAGAGCAUCACCAUCGACGACAAAGCCUACAACCCUCUUAUAAAAUGCGACUGCAACUACGCCAACUCCACACGAUGCCGCAUCACCGCCCUCAAGGUUUAUGCGAAAGAUGUUCGAGGACCUAUACCUCCACAGCUCUGGACUUUGAUUUACCUCACAAAUCUGAACCUGGCUCAAAAUUUUCUUACAGGCUCACUUUCUCCUGCAAUUGGAAACUUGAUCCGAAUGGAAUGGAUGACUUUUGGGAUUAAUGCUUUUUCUGGCCCCGUUCCCAAGGAAAUUGGUUUGCUUACAGACUUGAAAUCGUUAAGUGGUAUUGGUUCAAAUGAAUUUUCCGGUUCUAUACCAGCUGAGAUUGGGAAUUGUUCAAAACUACGGAAAAUAUACAUAGGAAGUUCUGGACUUAGAGGAGGAAUACCUUUGUCACUGGCUAAUCUUGUGGAGCUGGAAGAAGUUUGGAUUACAGAUGUGGAACUUACUGGUCGGAUACCGGAAUAUAUAGGAAAAUGGACCAAACUUACUUCCUUGAAAAUUGUAGGAACUGGUUUAAGUGGUCCAAUACCAUCGUCAUUUUCCAACUUAACUACUUUGACAGAACUGAGUCUUGGUGGUAUAUCCAAUGGAGGCUCUUCUCUUGAAUUCAUCAAAGACAUGAAAUCUCUAAGUGUAUUAGUAUUGAGGAACAACAAUCUCACUGGGACAAUACCCUCUAGUAUUGGGGAAUACUCGAGUCUGCAACAAGUUGAUCUAAGCUUCAACAGACUACAUGGACCAAUUCCGGCUUCACUUUUCAGCUUAAGCCGACUUACUCACUUGUUUCUGGGAAACAACACGUUUAGCGGUUCUUUGCCCACUCAAAAGAGCCAGGCUUUGAGCAAUAUAGAUGUUUCGUAUAAUGAUUUGUCUGGUAGUCUGCCUUCAUGGGUCAGUUUACCAAAAUUGAAACUCAACCUUGUUGCUAACAACUUCACCUUAGGAGGUCUUGGCAAGAGGGUUUUAUCAGGACUCAAGUGUCUGCAGAAGAACUUCCCAUGCAAUCAAGGCAAAGGAAUAUAUUCUGACUUUGCCAUCAACUGCGGAGGCCCACAAACACGAUCUGUUAGCGGAGCAGUAUUUGAGAGGGAGGACGAGGAUCUUGGAACAGCUUCAUUUUUCGUGAGUGAUGCUCAGAGAUGGGGAGUCAGUAACGUUGGAAUCUAUGGUGGUAAGAGCAAUAAUAUAUGGGUUGUCAACACUGUGGACUCAGAGCUUUUUCAGUCGGCAAGACAAUCUGCAUCGUCCCUAAGGUAUUAUGGGUUAGGCCUAGAAAAUGGAGGCUAUACCGUAACACUUCAGUUUGCUGAGAUACAAAUUCUUGGUUCUAACUCUUGGACAAGUUUAGGAAGACGACGUUUUGACAUUUAUGUCCAGGGAAGACUUGUUGAAAAGGAUUUUGAGAUACGCAGAACAACAAGUGACUUUACUAUCCGAGCACUUCACAAAGAAUAUAAAGCUAAUGUAUCAGAAAAUUUCCUUGAAAUUCAUCUUUUCUGGGCUGGCAAAGGAACAUGCUGUGUUCCUAUUCUAGGUGCUUUCGGGCCACUAAUAUCGGCCGUCAGUGCAAAACCAGAUUUCACACCAACGGUAGCCAAUAGGCCAACAUCGAAGGGAAAUUAUAAGACUGGUACUAUUGUGGGUGUUAUUGUUGGCCUAGGACUGUUGAGCAUCUUUGCGGGCGUGGUUAUCUUCAUCAUCCGAAAAAGAAUAAAGCGUUACACAGAUGAUGAAGAGCUACUCGGUAUGGAGGUAAAGCCUUACACUUUUUCUUACUCUGAACUUAAAAGUGCCACUCAAGAUUUCGAUACCUCUAACAAGCUGGGAGAGGGAGGGUUUGGGUCUGUUUAUAAGGGAAACCUAAAUGAUGGAAGAGAGAUCGCAGUAAAAGUGUUGUCGGUUGGAUCCAGACAAGGGAAGGGACAAUUUGUUGCAGAAAUCGUAACAAUUUCUGCAGUUCUGCAUCGCAACCUAGUCAAACUUUAUGGGUGCUGCUAUGAAGGAGAUCAUCGUUUGCUCGUAUAUGAGUACCUCCCUAAUGGAAGUCUCGAUCAUUCACUGUUUGGAGGAGAUAAGACUUUAAAUCUUGAUUGGUCGACCCGUUUUGAGAUAUGCAUGGGAGUAGCCAGAGGUCUUGCCUACCUCCACGAGGAGGCGAGUGUUCGCAUAGUACACCGGGAUGUGAAGGCCAGCAACAUUUUGCUUGACUCUAAUCUGGUCCCAAAAGUUUCUGAUUUCGGGCUUGCCAAACUUUACGAUGACAAGCAAACCCACAUGAGUACCAAAGUGGCAGGAACCAUUGGAUACCUAGCGCCAGAGUAUGCCAUGCGUGGACACCUAACCGAGAAAACGGAUGUGUAUGCCUUUGGCAUCGUGGCUCUUGAGCUUAUCAGUGGAAGGAAAAACUCUGAUGUGAAGCUGGAGGGUGAGCAAAGAUAUCUUCUUGAAUGGGCAUGGAACCUACACGAGAAAAGCCAGGAAGUAGAACUAAUAGAUAGCGAGUUGAGUGAAUUCAACAUGGAAGAAGUGAAACGCAUGAUAGGCAUUGCUCUCUUGUGCACACAAUCAUCUUAUUCCUCGAGACCACCCAUGUCAAGAGUAGUGGCCAUGCUUUCAGGAGACGUUGAGGUCAGUGCUGUCACCUCUAAGCCAGGCUACCUAACCGACUGGAGUUUUGAUGACACCUCAAAAUCAUCUUUCAACGUCUUUCAAACUAAAGACAUAGGCGCUUCUGCUACUUCGUCCUACUCCACGAGUUUUGUGACCCCCAAAGACAGCGACUUUAAGCCAAUGGCUGGAGUCAAGAUCAAUGAGGCGAGAUGA
Molecule: messenger RNA, 3060 nt
Organism: Microthlaspi erraticum
Lineage: Eukaryota; Viridiplantae; Streptophyta; Magnoliopsida; Brassicales; Brassicaceae
Source: the annotation of a GenBank genome assembly